Camellia sinensis is the source of this 5251-nucleotide messenger RNA. Its product is annotated as putative disease resistance RPP13-like protein 1. Gene Ontology annotation, molecular function: ADP binding. The record is from RefSeq and is a predicted model, not a curated record. Lineage: Eukaryota; Viridiplantae; Streptophyta; Magnoliopsida; Ericales; Theaceae.
ACCUACCCAACUUUGACAUUUUCAAAUAUUAUUAAAUAAUCUCAUAUAUUCUUGACAAAUGAAAAAUCGCAACUCAAUGCCAAUCAUUGAAAUCCAACUGUACACAGCAAAUAUUUUCACAUUGUUCAAGGUUUUUCAUGGAACAGAAAACCAAUCAGUGGUGCUUAAUUUCAGUGCUUGCUUUGUUUUGGCAUCACCACUUCUUGCUGUUUGCUUUUGCAUAAGGUAUUUUCUCUCCAGAAAGGGAACGAUGCCUGUGGCUCAGAUCUUUCUCUCUGCGUUCAUUUCGACGCUGUUCAACAAGUUAGCCUCUGGUGAGUUGUUGAACUUUGUACGCCGAGAGGGGAUUCAUUCUCAGAUUAACAACUGGACUGGAAUGCUGUUGAAAAUUCAAGCUGUGCUCAGUGACGCAGAGGAGAAGCAACUGAAGGAUAAAGCUGUGAAAUUGUGGCUGGACGAUCUCCAGGAUCUGGCUUAUGAUUUGGAUGACAUACUGGAUGAGUUUGAAACCGAAGCUCUACGACACAAGUUGACCACGGACACACAGACUCAAGCCAGCACCAGCAAGGUAAGAGCUUUGCUUCCCAGUUGCUGUACUGGUUUUAGUCCUCGUGCUGUUAUGGUUAAUUCUCAGAUGAGGUCCAAGAUAAACGAGAUAAGCUCCAGAUUCCAAUAUAUUACUAAACAAAAAGGCGAACUUGAUUUAGAAAAGGUUAGCAGAGAGAACUCUGUGAAAACUUGGCAAAGGCCGGACACUACAUCCUUAAUACAUGAACUUUGCUUUUAUGGUAGGGAUGAGGAUAAAGAAAAGAUAAUUGAGUUUCUCCUACGAGAUGAAUCCGGUGAUGAUAACAAAAUUGGCGUCAUUCCUAUUGUGGGCAUGGGUGGUGUUGGGAAGACCACCCUUGCUCGGAUGGUAUACAAUGAUGUGAAAGUGAAGAGCAAUUUUGUUCUGAAAGCAUGGGUCUAUGUCUCUGACAAGUUUGAUGUUAUGAGAAUGACAAAAACAAUUCUCGAGGCUGUCACCUCUGAGACUUGUGGUUUUAACGACUUGGAUCAAGUCCAAGUUCAACUAAAGCAGGCUUUGACUGGAAAGAAGUUUUUAAUUGUUUUAGAUGAUGUCUGGAGUAGGAAACCCAGUGAUUGGCAUCGUUUAAAGAGCCCUUUCAAUGACGGAGCCCAAGGAAGUAAACUCAUGGUAACAACGCGUAACAGAUAUGUUGCAUCAACGAUGGGAACUGUCAACUAUCAUCUCCUAAAGGAGCUGUCAGAUGAUGAUUGUUGGUCAGUGUUUGCGCAGUAUGCAUUCAAGAAUAGAAGUAUUAAUGGGAACCCAAAUUUGGUGUCAAUUCGUAGGGCAAUUGUGGAGAAAUGUAGAGGCUCGCCUUUGGCCGCCACUGCUCUAGGUUGCCUUUUACAAUGCAAAAGAGAUGAUGAAUGGGAUGAUGUAUUGAAUAGUAAAAUAUGUGAUUUAUCAGAUGAGGAAAGUGAAAUCCUCCCAGCUUUGAGGUUAAGCUACCAUUGUCUCCCUUCGCAUUUGAAGCGAUGCUUUGCAUAUUGCUCAAUACUGCCCAAAGGCUAUGAGUUUGAAGAGGAAGAGCUAGUCUUGUUGUGGAUGGCGGAAGGCUUCAUUGAGCAACCAGAACGAAAGAAGCAAAUGGAAGUUGUGGGAAGUAACUACUUUCAUGAAUUGUUGGCGAGGUCUUUUUUCCAACCGUCAAGUAGUGGUAACAACUCGCGGUUUGUGAUGCAUGACCUCACCAAUGAUUUGGCUCAAUUUGUUGCAAGAGAAAUUUGUUGUAGAUUGGAGGAUAAAUUGAAAGAUCAUGAGCAGUACAAAAAUCUCAAGAAGGCACGCCAUUCAUCUUUCGUACGUGGUCCUCAUGACGGCAUCAAAAAAUUUGGGACCUUCUGUGAAGCUAAGCAAUUACGCACCUUCCUACCAUUUAACUUAUCGCACUAUAUUACUGGUUCCAACUUGACAGAUAGUGCUCUUCGUGAUUUGUUGGCAAAGUUAAGACGCUUACGGGUGCUUAGUUUGAGUGGAUACAAGAUAGAAGAACUACCAAGUUUGAUUCGAGAUUUGAAACACCUGAGGUAUCUUAACCUUUCCUACACCGAAAUUAGAACUUUGCCUGAAUCACUGGGGAUUCUUUACAAUUUACAAACGUUGAUCCUAAGAGAAUGUCGAUAUUUGAAGAAGUUGCCUAAAGACAUGGGAAACCUGAUUAACCUACAUCAUCUUGAUAUUACUGGUACAGAGUCCUUGGAAGAAAUGCCAUUGGGAAUAUGCAAGUUGGCAAGUCUCCAAACAUUAUCAAAAUUUAUUGUUAGCAAAGACAACGGGUGUAGGAUAAAAGAGUUGGGGAACUUGAUUCAUCUUCGAGGGAAGCUUCAGAUAUCAGGGUUAGAGAAUGUGGUGGAUCCUCUGGAUGCAAGGGGGGCCAACUUAAAUGAAAAGUGUGAGUUACAUGUAUUAUCAAUGAAAUGGAGUGAUAGCUUGGAUGAUUCACUGAAUGAAACAGCUAAAAAAGUUCUUGACAUGCUACAACCUCACAAGAACUUGAAACAGCUCCAGCUCAUAAGCUAUCUUGGUUUGACAUUCCCCCCUUGGAUAAGAGAUCCCCAGUUCUCCAACAUGGAGCACAUAACGUUAGAAAAUUGUAAAAAUUGCACAUCCUUACCAAGUCUUGGACAACUACCGGCCCUGAAAUACCUUUGUAUUAACAGAAUGAGUGCAAUAAAACAUGUUGGUAGUGAGUUCUAUGGACAGGGAUGCUCAAAGCCUUUUCCAUUGCUGGAGACUCUAAUUUUUUGGGGCAUGCCAGAAUGGGAGCAUUGGUUCCCCUUGGGAGAUGGUGCAGAAUUUGAAGAACUCACUAACCUCCGUCAGCUUGAAAUAAAAAGUUGUCCUAAACUCUUGGGGAGGUUGCCCAACCAUCUUCAUUGUUUAAAAAAACUUGAGAUUAAGAGAUGCCCGCAGUUCAUUCUUGAACUACCAAGCCUUCCAAUGCUCUGCGAAUUAUGUAUUGAAUGUGCAAAGGUAGAGAUGAGCAGCACGCUAGUACUCCAGUCACUCACCUCCUUGUCCAUUUGGGGUGUUCAGCUUCCAAGUCUUCCAGCCCUCCUUGAGAAAAGAAACAUGCUUGAACUCAGCUCACUCACCCACUUGCAAAUUGGUUAUGUUUCAAUUCCUGAAUCCAUUUGGGAUCCAAAUACAACUGAUGAAGUCGUUCUGGCAAAUAUAAUAUCUAAGCAUCUGAGUUCUAUAACUUCAUUGCAAUUUAGACAGAUUCGAAAUAUGAUGUUCCUGCCCAAAUGGUUUACCCAAGGGUUGACGGGACUCGAAAGAUUGGAGAUUGAUGAAUGUGGAGAACUCGUGACUUUGUGGCAGAAUGAGGGGAGACUACAGAACUGUCUCCCUGCCCUCCGACGUCUUGUGAUUUGGAAUUGCCCUCAACUUGUUUCCUUUUUUGAAGAAGAAGAAGAAGAAGAAGAAGAAGAGGGGCAAGAACAGGUGCACCAGGGGCUGCCUUGCAUAAUGGGGCUUGAGUAUCUGGAAAUAUAUAAGUGUGAAACACUGGAGAAGCUACCACAGGGGCUGUACACUCUCACAUCUCUUGGAGAGCUGAAAAUCCAAAAUUGCACAGGUCUCAUCUCUUUUCUGGAGACGGGUUUGCCGCCCAUGUUGAGAAUACUCGAGGUUAGGAAUUGUGAUGCUUUACAGUCCUUAUUUGGGAGGAUGCACAAUAAUAAUAAUAGCAGCCUGGAAGUAUUGCGGGUUUUCGAUUGUAAAACACUCACAUGCUUAUCGUUCAAAGGUGGACUACCUUCCACACUCAAAACACUUGUUAUUUAUAAUUGCGGAAAGCUGGAGUCAAUACUAGCAGAGGGAAUGAAAAUUAAUUGUCCAUCUCUUGAAUCUAUAGAAUUGUGUAAUUGUUGGAACCUCAAAGCCUUACCGGAUGCCUUGCAUGAUAAUAAUCUCAAGAAUCUACGUGAAUUGGAGCUAACAAGGUGUUCUAUUCUAGAGUGCAUCCCUGAAGUAUGGUUUGCCACAACCAAUCUGAGAGCAUUGAGAAUCAGUCAAUGUGAAAAACUAGAGGCCCUGCCACACCGUUUGUACAACAACUACAGUUCUCUUGAACGGCUGUACCUAGGAGAUACCCCUGCAGCCGGAGAAAUCUUCUCCAGCAUUGUCAACGAAGAGAGUUCUCUUACCAACCUUACUUCACUUACCAUUACCAGUAUCAAGAUCAGUAAGCCCCCAUCAGAGUGGGGUUUGCACAGAUUCUCCUCUCUCAAAGGACUCCACAUUGGAGGCCCAAUUGGAGACAAAGAUAUGGUGUCCUUUCCAGAAGAUGGAAUGUUGCUGCCCACCUCUCUGGUCCAGCUGAUCAUCUCAAAUUUCCCAAAUCUGGAAAAACUAUCUUCCAAGGAGUUUCAAAGCCUCGCCUCUCUGGAAAUCCUUUCUGUCCAGAAUUGCUGUAAGCUCGCAUCCCUUCCAGAGGAAGGGCUACCUCCCUCACUUAUGAAACUGCAGAUCAAUGGAUGUCCGAUACUCCAACAGCAGUGUAAAAAGGGUGAAGGCCAAUAUUGGCCCCUCAUUGCUCACAUUCCCACAGUCAGUGUCAUGUAUCGCAGAAGCCGUUUUGACUUGGAGGAUAUAUAUUGAAAUUGAAUAAACUGUGAUGAAAUUCCCAUGGCAAUUGAAGUCAGCAACUUUCAGCAUUAUUUAUUCUGCUCAAAGGGCAUACAUUAAUGGCAGUCCAGUUUCAAGGUUCUUUAUGAAGUUCGUUCUCUUGUUUCCGCUCUUCUGUAGCUUAAUGAUUUUUGUUAAAUGAUUCCUGGAGAUGUGGUUCAUAUGGAAAGGAUGUAUCUGUAAGGAAAUCAUCAACAUCAGCUGAAUUUUCUUCAGGAGCAAGGACUCUGGAUUGUAAAUUUUGAACAUCAGUUUUGAGGUUACGGAUUUCAUUUUGGAGAUCUUGGAUUGUUGACACGAUCAAGGACAUCUUUAAAAUCGUAGGUGUCAUAUUUUAAUUCUUGAGUAGUAUUUGUAGUGGGAGCAUUUCUUUGUUUAGAAUUUGAAUAUUUGAAAUAAUUUUGAGUAUAUGGAGUUUGGAAUAUUGGAGGAGAGUUUUAUCAUCUCUAAAGAAAACGUGGUCAAUUGAAAUGGAAUGGGUUUCUUCAAGAAUUUUUUCAUAACAUAGUGGAGAAUGUUGUCCAGAAUGUGGAGGAUAACGCCAAUUGG